AUGGAAAAACACCCCAAACUGUCGAGCCCGCAACGCAAAUCCGUCUCUCAAACCGAUGCCGAGCUCCGCGAACGAUUAGAACAAAUGUCAGGCGAAGGAGGGGCAGCUGGAAUUGAAUACGAAGAUGGCAAACCCAAUGCCAUGAAGCGUGGCGUUCGAAACAACAUGUUCCGCCUGAUAUGA
Penicillium alfredii is the source of this 183-nucleotide messenger RNA. RefSeq lists its product as uncharacterized. The transcript has a single exon. Bases 1 to 183 code for a protein of 60 amino acids. NCBI's taxonomy places the organism in Eukaryota, Fungi, Ascomycota, Eurotiomycetes, Eurotiales, Aspergillaceae. The record is from RefSeq and is a predicted model, not a curated record.